UGAGGCUUCAAAAUGGCACACACGCGCACACGCACACACACACACAGUGAUGACUGGACGUGUUCAUAUAAAAGAAGAGAAGAAGAAGUCCUCAGAAAACAACCCGAUUCUUCUUCAUCCAACUUCAACAAGUGAAGAAACGUAAAUAUGAUUCAUCUUAAAAAGACAGAGACGAUGACAUGUCACCUGCCCAUGAAGGAAGAAGACGACAGCGUCCUCUGGAUUAAAGAGCCUCAGCCUGUCUCUGUCUCAGGUGUCUCCAGGUUCAGACGUUGGAUGGUUCCUGCUCUGGCAGUGACAGUCACCCUGGUUCUGAUCAUAACACUGGGAGCUACCAAUGUGAAGACGUCAAAUCGUCUGUGGUCUGUGGAGAAGAGAGUUUCCAACCUGAGCAACGUUAUUGAGUCAUUUCGUGCCUCACUGCAGAACGCUCAAGAAACUGCUAAAGAAGUUCAGCUGCUGCAUUCUACUGUGGAGGACCAGCUGACCUCAGUGUCGGAGGCGUUGAAGCAGCUGUCGGUCAUUGACUCUCUGAGCAGGAGUCUUACUUCGAUCAAAUGUUCCCUCGAACAAAUCAUCAACAACAGCUCAGGGUUGGACGGUUGUUGUCCUCUGGAUUGGAAAUUCUCUGGCUUUAGUUGUUAUUUCUUCAGCCGUUCCCGUUUGUCCUGGAAUGAGUCCAGAGUCUGGUGUGAGGAACAUGAAUCUCACCUGGUCAUCCUCUCCUCUGACAGGGACUGGGACUUCGUGAACCGUCACACAGUGCCUGCAACAUUCUGGGUGGGUCUGAGUGAUUGGAGAACUGGUACGUGGGAGUGGGUGGACCAGACUCCGUACUCCAUGGAACGCAGACGGUGGGGACUCGGUCAGCCUGACAACUGGACCGAUCACGGCCUCGGGCCCGGAGAAGAAGACUGUGCUCAGCUUUACAUUGACGGCCUGCUCAACGACCUGCACUGCUCCCAACAGCUGCGGUACAUCUGCCAAAAGCUCAGCGGUUACCCCUGAGCAAACCGCCCGGCUCCGCCCGGCUCCGCCCACACGCGGAAUUAAAUUAUCUGAAGUAGAAAACAGUGACGAGCUGCUGUCAGAACCAAAUAUAAACCAGAACCAAAUAUGUCUGACGUUAUAAUAAACAGUUUGGAAAAGAA
This is a messenger RNA of Hippoglossus stenolepis (Pacific halibut), 1151 nucleotides long. Its product is annotated as C-type lectin domain family 10 member A-like. NCBI's taxonomy places the organism in Eukaryota, Metazoa, Chordata, Actinopteri, Pleuronectiformes, Pleuronectidae. The transcript is spliced from 8 exons. Gene Ontology annotation, molecular function: D-mannose binding; fucose binding. Gene Ontology annotation, biological process: biological process involved in interspecies interaction between organisms. Gene Ontology annotation, cellular component: external side of plasma membrane. The record is from RefSeq and is a predicted model, not a curated record. Bases 148 to 1008 code for a protein of 286 amino acids.